CUCGUGACCCCAACCUACUUCUUUUGCAAACAUGGCAGCAAGUACUGUUCAUGUAGCUGCCCCAGAAUCUGCGAAUACAGUUGCUGAAAUAUUCAAAAAGAUGUCAUAUGGACCUGCACCAGAAUCUGACAACGUUGUAAAGGCAUGGCUGGAUGACCAUGACAAAGCUUUUGGCCUUUUCAUUGAUGGAAAAUGGGUAAAGCCAGAGGGCAGAAAGACGUACACAACUAAAAACCCAGCCACAGGCGAAGUCUUGGCUACAACCAUACAAGCUGAGAAACAGGAUGUAGAUUUGGCUGUUAAGUCGGCCAAGAAGGCUUAUGCAUCAUGGAGCACCAUGAGUCCCCAUGUUAGGGCUAGAUACAUGUACAGUAUUGCCCGACACAUCCAGAAACACAUGCGUUUAAUGAGUGUCGUGGAGUCCAUGGAUAAUGGAAAGACUUUCCGGGAGACCAGGGAUGCUGAUGUUCCUAUUGUGAUCCGUCACUUCUACCACUAUGCCGGCUGGGCUCAACUGGCUGACACAGAAAUGAAGAAUUGGAAGUCUGUUGGUGUGAUUGGGGCUAUUGUACCAUGGAACUUCCCACUGAUGUUAUUGACAUGGAAAAUUGCCCCAGCAUUGGCCAUGGGGAACACUGUGGUCUUAAAGCCCGCCACCUACACCCGCUUGUCUGCUCUCCUGUUGGCCGAGAUCUGCGCUGAGGCUGGACUGCCACCUGGUGUCUUUAAUGUAGUCACAGGAAGUGGAGCCAUGGGGAGCCAACUUGCGGAUCAUGAGGAUGUGGACAAAGUGGCCUUUACAGGGUCCACAGGGGUUGGUCAAACUUUGAGGCGACUGAUAGCUGGGACGGGUAAGAAACUGUCCCUGGAGCUUGGAGGGAAAUCCCCUGUGGUGGUGUUCGAGUCAGCUGAUAUGGACAGUACUGUGGAGGGAGUAGUCGACGCUAUCUGGUUUAACCAAGGACAGGUGUGUAGUGCUGGGUCCCGCCUCCUGGUUCAAGAAUCUAUCCAUGAUAAAUUGGUUGCAAAGUUAAAGGAACGCCUCACUCAUUUCCGUGUCGGAGAUUCCUUAGACAAAGGGAUGGAUAUGGGAGCCAUUGUGGACGAGUCUCAGAGACGCUCGAUACAGGAGUAUGUUGACUCGGCUCGCAAGGAAGGGGCAGAGGUUUUCCAGAUUGAGUCCUCUAUUCCCACUAAUGGCUGCUUCUACCCUCCAACCAUCAUCACCAACGUACAGACGGUCUCCAGGGUUGUUGUGGAAGAGAUUUUUGGGCCUGUACUGGUGGUGCUGCCAUUCAGGACAACGAAAGAGGCAAUUACUCUGGCCAAUAACACAAUCUAUGGUCUAGGUGGCAGUGUAUGGACGGAGAAUGUAUCACUUGCCUUGGAGGUGGCUCUGUGUAUCAAGGCCGGUACUAUCUGGAUCAAUAGCCACAAUUUGUUUGAUGCCGCUGCUGGGUUCGGUGGCUACAGACAAAGUGGCUAUGGACGGGACGGUGGCAAGGAGGGCUUGUAUGAAUAUGCCAGACCAUCCUGGGAAGAUCGACCGAGGCCACCAAAAAUUGCCCUUGAUAUAAAAAAGUUUGGCUCAACUUUGGCUCAGCGACCAACUAUAGGAGAGGGCCAGCAGUCCAAUAUCAGUAUGGAUGGAGUGAACAUACCAGGAAUAGACAGGACGUACAAGAUGUACUAUGGCGGAGCACAGAAAAGACCUGAUGCUCCAUACGCAAGGCCAGUGAUUGGUGCUAAUGGAAAGGUCGUAGGUCAUGUUGGAGAGGGCAACAGGAAAGACGUCAGAAACGCAGUCGAGGCAGCUCAUGCAGCAUUUUCUGGUUGGGGUAAGAGGGCAGCACACAACAGAGCCCAGAUCACCUACUACAUGGCAGAGAACCUGGAGUUACGGCGUGAUGAAGUGGCUAGUAGAAUAAGUCAGAUGACUGGCAAGACCAUGGAUGAGUGUCGUGCUGAAGUUGACCUGUCUGUGAAACGUCUGUUCCACUGGGGAGCAUACUGCGAUAAAUAUGGUGGAACUGUUCAGGAGACGACCCUUUAUGGUGCCACAGUGAAGAUCCAUGAGCCCAUGGGUGUGAUUGGCAUUGCCUGUCCAGAUGACUACCCUCUCCUUGGUUUUGUGUCCCUGUUUGCCCCGGCUGUUGUCAGGGGUAACACAAUUGUCAUCGUCCCCAGCCAGAAGUAUCCAAUCUCUGCUCUUGAUCUCUAUCAGAUAUUUGAUACCUCGGAUCUGCCUGGUGGUGUGGUGAACAUUCUGACUGGAGACCGGGACCACUUGACUAAAUACCUGACAGAACAUCAGGAUGUCCAGUCCAUGUGGUACUUUGGCAGUGCUGAGGGGUCAGGGUUCGUCGAAUACACCUCUGCCGAGAAUGUGAAGAGAACAUGGGUAAAUUAUGGGCUGGACCGUGACUGGAAGGAUUCUGAACAAGGAGAGGGCGAAGAGUUCCUAUACCAAUCUGUACAGUGUAAAAACAUCUGGAUUCCAAUGGGCGACACAUUUGCUAACUGAGGGGGGGAUGAGGGACGAAAGAGAACGAGAGAGGAUUGAGGAAUUUAAAGUUACAUAUCUAAUCAGUGCUAAUCAAUACAAAGUGCUAGACUACUGUAAUUUAACUGAAAAGAAAUUAUUGACAGAAAUGUGUUUUUUUCCUUUGACAAAAAAGUGUACUUUGUGUUCAGAAAUGUACCUCAAUAAAACAUACCAUAUGUAGGUAUGUAUACAACUGCCUUCAGUUAUUGAAAAGGUGUCUGUUAUCGAGCUGAUAUCACUUUGGUGCAAAAAACAUUUUUAAUUGGUUAUCAAGUAAAUGCUUAUCUUGGAAUUGAUUGUCAAGAACCAGAUAUAUGAUAAUCUGAUUUGUAUAUGACUUUGCGGGUAUAUAUGUCGUGUAUGACUUGUUGGAAAGUAUUGAUUUUAAACAUGUUCAUGUAUGUUACUAUUAUGUAGUCAAGAAAAUAGAUAUAUAAACAAUAAUUUUAGAAGAUGUUAUACAGAAUCUCACUUAAAAUCUAUAAUUUUUCAUAUUAUUUUUUAACUUUACUUUGAAUUAUUUAAUUUUAACUAAGGCUAGUCAUCUUUUGUUAGAAGGAAAUACUUUAGUUUUUUUCACUCAAGACGUGUUUUGUUAAGAUUUCCUUUUUUUUUUUAAAAUACAUUGUACUUAUAUUUUUUGUUCCUGCUAGUGUGAUAGAGAGUAUUUAUGAUCAAUACUCUACUUAAUCAAAGCCAUGUCUUAGAAGAGUUUAAAUUUUUUGUGAAGUUUGAAAAGACUGAAUUAAACUUAGAUAAAUCAUUCUCUGAAGAGGUGUGUUGUUAAAAUUAUGUUUUUUUCUGUUUAAACAUUUCACCUUGCAAGUCAUUUGAGUAAUGUUGCUCCGAGGAAAAGGGGACAUAAGAUAUGCUGGUAUUGGCUAAGAGGAGGCUAUUUCAGGCAUUGUGUAUUAAAAGAUAUGCUGGUAUUGGCUAAGGGAGGCUAUUUGAGGUUUUGUGUAUUAAAAGAUAUGGCAGUAUUGGCUAAGGGGAGGCUAUUAGAGGUUUGAUGUAUUAAAAGAUUUGCUGGUAUUGGCUAAGGGGAGGCUAUUUGAGGUUUUGUGUAUUAAAAGAUAUGGCAGUAUUGGCUAAGGGGAGGCUGUUUGAGGUUUGUGUAUUAAAAGAUACGCUGGUAUUUACUAAAGGGAGGCUAUUUCAGGCAUUGCGUAUUAAAAUGGUUGAUUCAGAUAGUAGUUGUGGCAUAAUUAAUAAUUCAGAAACCACGAUGUUGGCUUUCCUUUCUCACUUUUACUCUCCCCCCCCUUUCAAUUGUUUUACUUAUGGUUAAAAGAAAGUUUUAAGUCAUGUCAGCAAUGACUUAUAUGAUGUUUUUUUGUGUAUACUUAGAAAUGCUCAAUGUGGUAAGCAUAUAAUUCUGUGUUUAUGUUUGGACUCAGAGUCAUAAUAUCUAGUUUAUGACGGGUUUGAUUGUUUCCACAAAUAUCAAAAUAUCUAUAAAUUUCAAUGUCAAUACUUACCAUGGUGAUUUAUUAAUUCAUUAGAUCUCUUGGUAUAGAGAUGUUCCGUCCUUUUGAACAAACAUUACCCGUUAUUCACUCGCGCUGUUCUGUAUUUUCUGAAGACAGUCCUUCAGUAGUCCAGUUAAUACAAUAUGAUAUAACUAUCCUGAUGAAGGGUUGUUUUGUGUUUGUGUAGGUCAAGAAUAAAUCUGUCCUUUCAGAUUAUAUUAGUAGAAACAUUUUCAACUUCUUGUUAAGUUAAUAAAUGUAUUGCAUGAUGAUAAUGAUCCUCAUGUGGCUAGUGUUUUCUGUUGUACAUGUGUCCCAGACAUCUUGUUUUAGCCUCGGCGUACCGAUUAUAAACAUGUUAUACUUUGUACCUCCAGAAGGGUCUAGUACAGUAUCAUAAGCCAAAGCAUUAGUGUCUUUUUGAUAUAUUCUUUAAUCCAAAAAUGAAGUGUUCUUGCAUGUUGAAAUGUAUUACAAUUGUACAUGCAAUGUUAAUUUUAUUCCAUGCCAAUAUUUGCAUGUAUUGAACUUAGCCAUGGUCCCAAUCCACACAUGACCAAAUGUGUACAUAGUAUGACAAUGAUCUGUUGAGAGCAGGCAUUUCAUUGAUCACAGCAUUGGGUAGACGCAUAGGAUGAUGGGCCCGCUUUCUGUAAUACAAAAUCAAAGUAAUUGCCACAUUGGAACGCACUUCGAUUAAAUGACUUUUCUUACAUGUAUAAAAUGUUUAACCCUGUCCUGAUUCAUUGUCAGAGCUGUAAUCUUCAUAUAUUAUUUUGUCAAACUGACACUAAUUGUAGAGGAGGAGGAACAUUCAUUUAUUAUAGAUAUUUUCUGGUUGGUACUUUGAUUUAUCCUGUUGCUUUUAUCAUACCCCCGGUAUUCUGUUCAGUAUCAAAUCCUGUACUAGGGAUUUGUUUUCAUAUGUUGUACAUUGACCAAAAGAAGUUUCAUAUACCCGAACAAUGUAUUCAUGUAUGACAUUAUAAUGUAAAUGAAGUUUAUUGUUUAACCUGUUAUCUACACUUAAAUGUACUGGAAGGUAAAGUCUGGAAGAUGGCCUGAAAAAUCAGGUACUGUAAACGUUGAAAUUUAUGUGAGGGGGAAAUUUACGCUGAUUAUGCGGACUCCUUUUGUUAACGAAAAUUCCCCCCACGUUUAUUAUUUGAUAUCAAUUUGCGUAAUCUUGAACUACAACCGAAAGUGAAUCGAUCGCCAAAAUUACCCCCACGCAUAUUGUUUACAUAUUGAAAUCGCGAAAUUAACCUCCCGCGAAAAUAAUCAUGUUUACAGUAACAGGUCUGUGUCAGUUUAAACUGUUUUAACCUUAUAAGUUUGUUGAGGACAUAUUUAGGUUGUUUGCCAUAUACCAUGAACACAGGCCAGUUUAGUCUUUAGUUUUGCCAGAGAAUGUUUUUUAUAUUUUGAAUGAAGACAAUGAUUUUAUGAUGUUCUGCAUGAUCACUUUAUAAAUAAAUAUGUUCAAUUACAAUAUAUAAUGGAGCAAUGAUUUUCAAAUUUCAAAAGAAUUAUGCAUCCAAAUAUUUUCAGAAGAAAAGCAACAUGUUUGAAGACCAGGUCAAAUGGUGUCUAUGAGUCAUAUAAGUCAUUGAAAAUUGAAAACCAAUCAUGAUCCUAAAUCUUGUGGUGAUUCGAGAAAUGUCACAUCUUUAAAUAUAUGAAUAAAGUUACUUAUAACUUCCUAA
This is a messenger RNA of Pecten maximus, 5720 nucleotides long. Its product is annotated as aldehyde dehydrogenase family 16 member A1-like. Gene Ontology annotation, molecular function: oxidoreductase activity, acting on the aldehyde or oxo group of donors, NAD or NADP as acceptor. The record is from RefSeq and is a predicted model, not a curated record. Lineage: Eukaryota; Metazoa; Mollusca; Bivalvia; Pectinida; Pectinidae.